This is a messenger RNA of Marmota monax (woodchuck), 411 nucleotides long. RefSeq names its product keratin-associated protein 21-1-like. NCBI's taxonomy places the organism in Eukaryota, Metazoa, Chordata, Mammalia, Rodentia, Sciuridae. The transcript is spliced from 2 exons. The record is from RefSeq and is a predicted model, not a curated record. The coding region runs from base 1 to 411 and encodes 136 amino acids.
AUGAGCUGCUACUAUGGCAACUACUAUGGUGGGCUGGGCUAUGGCUAUGGUGGCCUAGGCUGUGGCUAUGGCUGUGGCUAUGGUGGCUGUGGCUAUGGUGGCUAUGGCUGUGGCUAUGGUGGCUGUGGCUAUGGUGGCUAUGGCUGUGGCUAUGGUGGCUAUGGUGGCUAUGGUUAUGGAUGCUGCCGCCCACUCUGCUAUAGAAGAUGUUCCACUCCUGACAGCAUGAGCUGCUACUAUGGCAACUACUAUGGUGGGAUGGGCUAUGGUUAUGGUGGCCUAGGCUGUGGCUAUGGCUGUGGCUAUGGUGGCUAUGGCUAUGGUGGCCUAGGCUGUGGCUAUGGUGGCUAUGGUUAUGGAUGCUGCCGCCCACUCUGCUACAGAAGAUACUAUUCCUAUGGCUUCUACUGA